AUGCCAGCCACUGAUGCACUUCAGCCACCUCUCACACCCGCUGAGCGGGCCAUUGUCAAGUCCUAUGGCGGCUGGACACACUUCAUGCAAUGCUUCGGGCUUAAGCCCUGGGAGGAUGAUGACGCUAGGGAGGGAAAGAAGAUUCUGGAGGCCUUUGUUCGAGAUGGGGAAGACCCUGAAUAA
Molecule: messenger RNA, 183 nt
Organism: Penicillium mononematosum
Lineage: Eukaryota; Fungi; Ascomycota; Eurotiomycetes; Eurotiales; Aspergillaceae
Exons: 2
Coding region: 1-183 (60 amino acids)
Source: RefSeq, a predicted model, not a curated record